UCACCCAACGGAGGCUUACCUGUGAAAUGUUUUUCGUUGAUAGCGCUUAUCAUUCGUUUUCUCUGCGUAUAAAAGGCUGAUCGGGAUUCUCUGCCAGAAGCAUAAGUCAUUCAACCAUCGAAAUGAGUGCUACAUUUCCCAGUUUUGCGGACAUCUCCGCCAAGUUCUCCGAGAGCACUCUCGAUGAGAUUAUCAAGAAUGCGGGCGGCACGCGUCAUACCUCGUACAAGUUUGGGCCCAGCGGUAAGAAGGGCGACGCCUACCUGAGCCGCGUCUUCAGGAUCACCAUUUACGGCGUGAAGGAGGGAGCCGCGGACCAGGAGACCGAAAACCUGGAAGUUAGUGUCAUCGUCAAAUCUAUGCCAGACAAUCUCCACCGGCGACGACUAUUCCGCUCUGUGAUUUUCUUCCGCAACGAGAUCCACUUUUACUCGAAGGUCAUCCCUGCUAUCGAGGCGUUCCAAAAGUCUCGAAAGCCUGCUCCGCAGAAUCCCUUUGUGGAGUACCCGAAGUGCCUGGCAUAUUUGUGCGACGGGGUCAACGAUUUCAUCGCCCUGGAGGAUGUGGGUCCCAGGGGCUACAAGGCGCCAGUUCGGCAAGACUACAUUUCCCUCGAUGAUGCUCUGCUGACGAUGCGCACUCUGGGUCGUUUCCAUGGCGUCGCCCUGGCCUUCAAUUCCCUGGAUCCGGAGAACUUCAAGAAAGCUGCUGCAUCUCUGGAGGAAACCUACUACGGCGAGCACACCAGGGAGUGGUAUACGGGCUUCUUGCUACUAGCAGAGAACGUGGCCAAGGACGCCAUCAAGCAGAUCUACCCGGACAGCAAGUAUGAGACAGUAGCCGGAAACUUCCUCCAGCCAAAGCUCUUCGACGAUCUAGUGAGUCUCGUCUCCACUCGCUCCAAGCUAAGUGUCUUCGGCCACGGCGAUUGCUGGACGCCCAAUUUCCUGACCAAGUAUGGGGAGCAGGGGCAGUCGCAGGAGAACAUCAUCAUCGAUUUUCAGUUGGCGAGGUGCUCGUCCCUUGCUCUUGACCUGAGCUUCUUUGUUUACUCGUGCACUAGCCAGGAGCUGCGAGAGCAGCACUACGACGAGCUACUCCGUGCUUAUUUGGAGAGCGCCCAGGCUCUGAUCCGGGAUCUGGGCGGCGAUGCGGAGGCUGUCAUUUCGUGGGAGUCGCUGCAGGAGGAGCUAAAGAACUUUGGACGCUUUGGCUGCGGCAUGGGCAUCGAGUCGCUUCCGAUGACUAUGAUGGAAGAUGACGACGUAGCAGAUCUGGACGGCAUUCAGGAGAACGCUAUCCUGACCGACGUCUGGAACAUUACUCCCUUCAAGGAGCGAGCCAAGCAACAGCGCCUGGCCGACAUCUUCAAGCACGCCAUCGAUCAGGGCUAUAUAAAGUGAUCCUCCGGUUCUCUUCCAGCUUCAAACCGCAGUCAUAUCGAAUCCAUAACGUCUGUAGUGAAAGAAAAGGCUCUUGAAAGCAAUUUAAUUGAUUAUUUAAUAAAUUAAGUUUUUACCAA
Messenger RNA from Drosophila bipectinata, 1522 nucleotides. RefSeq lists its product as uncharacterized. The record is from RefSeq and is a predicted model, not a curated record. Lineage: Eukaryota; Metazoa; Arthropoda; Insecta; Diptera; Drosophilidae.